Messenger RNA from Carya illinoinensis, 2805 nucleotides. RefSeq lists its product as uncharacterized. The record is from RefSeq and is a predicted model, not a curated record. Lineage: Eukaryota; Viridiplantae; Streptophyta; Magnoliopsida; Fagales; Juglandaceae. Bases 1 to 522 code for a protein of 173 amino acids. The transcript is spliced from 3 exons.
AUGGACAUGGACUCUCUCUCAUCACUCAAACUGAAGCCUUGUCGUGGCAUGAUCUCAACCUUCAGCCUGCACUGCAAAAGUCAUCUCAAACAAAAUCCUGGUAGGGAGGUCUUUGAAGAAAACAAAGAGAUAAAGAGUCAUAUGUCCAAAUUGAUGAGCUCCUUGAGUGUGAAUGAGCAAGGAAAGUUCCCUUCUCAAGCUCAGUUCGCACCCCGUGGUCAACACGUGGCACAAGAGAAUUUGAAGGAUGUGAAUGCCAUUGUGACACAAAGUGGUAAGUCUUUACACAUCCCAACAAUGAAAAAAUCAGAGGAUGUGGAAGAUGAUCAAAGCAAUAGUGGUGUCGAGCUGCCCAAAGAAGCAUAUUUAAUAAAGAGCUCAGUUAAGGUGCCAUUUCCUCAAGUUUUAAAACCGAAUAAGCGAACUUUGGAUCCUAACAAUGAAAUCUUGAAGAACCUCAAGCAGGUAGGCAUUUCCUUGCCACUGUUAAUGCUCUUAUUAAUUGUACAAAUGAGCUUAUAAAGCUGUCCUUUGGAAAGAUGACUCUUGAGGUGAAUAUCUUCCAUAUUGCAAAACAACCAGAAGAUGAUGACGAGAGCCACCAGACAUACAUGAUUGACUCACUCAUGGAUAGGGGAGUUUCUUUAGCUCAUGAUUUUGGUCCCCUUGAGUAUUUUCUAGUUAAUUAUGAGUUUGAUUCUAUCAGUGAUUCAUCUGAUGUAGUUGAUACUUGUGCUAUUUUUUAUAGAACUCGGGAUUAUGGCACUCGGGCAUGGCAACUGAAGUUUGAGGAGUUGCUUGAGAAAAGUGAAAAACAAAUUCCUUCAAGUGUGGAAACACCCAAAGUUAAAAUGAAGCCUCUGCCUAAGGGUUUAAAGCAUGUUUUCCUUAGUCCAGGUGAAACUUUUCCAGUUAUUAUCUCAUCUGAAUUGUCUGAGUCUCAAGGUGAGAAAUUAAUUUGGACCCUAAGUGAGCAUAAGUCAGCCUUAGGUUGGAGCAUUGCUGAUAUAAAGGGUGUUAGUCCCUUGGUCUGUUCUCAUAAAAUUAAUUUGGAGGAAGGAACUAGCCCUUGUAGAGACCCCAGCAUAGGCUUAAUCCUACUAUGAAAGAAGUGGUGAAGAAUGAAGUGUUGAAACUAUUAAAUGCAAGAAUCAUAUAUCAUAUUCCUGAUAGUAAAUGGGUAAGUUCUACACAGGUUGUUCCUAAAAAGUCAAGUGUUAUUGUGGUGAAGAAUGACCUGGGAGAGUUAGUCCCAACAAAACUUGUGAAUGGGUGGUGGAUGUGCAUUGAUUACAAAAAAUUGAAUGCUGCCACCUGGAAAGACCAUUUUCCUCUCCCUUUUAUUGAUCCAAUUCUUGAGUAUGUGGCUGGUCAUCCUUUCUAUUGUUUCUUGGAUAACCAUUCUGGUUAUUAUCAAAUUGAAAUUGCAUUAGAAGACCAGGAUAAAACCACUUUCAGUUGUCUUUUCGGUACUUAUGCUUUUCGUAGAAUGUCAUUUGGAUUGUGUAAUGCACUUGCUAUUUUUCAACGUUGCAUGAUGAGAAUUUUUAGUGACAUGGUUGAAAAUUGCAUAGAAGUUUUUAUGAAUGACUUGACUAUUUUUAGAUCUUUUUUUGAUGCAUGCUUAUUGAAUUUAUAGAGGGUGUGACUCGUUGUGAGGAGAAGGAAUUGGUUUUGAAUUGGGACUUUAUGGUACCUUCAGGUAUUGUCUUAGGGCAUAUUAUUUCUUCUAGGGAGAUAGAGGUUGAUCAAUCUAAGAUUGAAUUAAUCUCUAAGUUGCCUACACCUAGGGAUGUGAGAUCCUUUUUUGGUCAUGUGGGCUUUUAUAGGAGAUUCAUACAAAAUUUUUCUACCAUAUCUAGACCACUAUGUGACCUCUUAGCUAAAGAUGUCCCGUUUGAGUGGACACAAGCUUGUCAAGAGGCUUUUAAAAUGCUAAUUGGCAAACUUACCUUAGUACCCAUAAUGCAGCCACCUGAUUGGACUUUAUCUUUCGAGAUCAUGUGUGAUGCCAGUGAUUUUGCUGUAGGUGCUGUUCUUCGACAGUGAAGGGAGGGGAAGCCUUUUGUUAUUUACUAUGCUAGUAGAACUCUAAAUAGUGCUCAGAUGAAUUACUCCACCACUGAAAAAGAGUUGCUAGCUGUAGUGUUUGCUUUGGAUAAGUUUGGUGCUUACUUGAUUGGCUCUCCUAUUAUUAUUUUCACAGAUCAUGCAACCCUUAAUUACCUUUUUACAAAGAAGGAUGCUAAGGCAUGAUUAAUAUGGUGAAUUUUACUUUUAUAGGGAUUUGACAUCACCAUCAGAAAGGAGUGGAGAACGUAGUGGCUGACCAUCUCUCGAGGCUCACAUUUAAGGACACCUCUGACCACUUGCUAAUCAGGGAUGAUUUUCCUGAUGUGCAUUUACUAUCUAUUACUUCUCUACCAUGGUUUGCUUAUAUUGUGAAUUAUUUGACUGCAUGUGAGAUACCAGUGGAUUGGAGUGCUUAAGACAAGAGGAAGUUCAUGACUAAGGUACUUAAUUUCUAUUGGGAUGACCAUUUUCUUUUCAAAUACUGUCCUGAUCAAAUUUUAAGGAGUUGCAUCCCUAAUGAAGAGAUUGCUAGCAUCUUGGAAUUUUGUCACUCCCAAGCUUGUGGGGGCCACUUUUCAAUGAAUAAAACAGCUGUAAAAAUUUUGCAGUGUCUAUUUUAUAUGUCCACCUUGUUUAAGGAUGCAAACAUCUAUUAUCGCUCAUGUGAAAAGUGUCAAAAGUUAGGAGUUAUAUCCCGUCGUAAUAUGAUGCCCUUAAACCCAAUUUUAGUGA